AGAGAGUGGAGGGACCAGGCUGGCAGCAUAGGAGCCAAGCAGCAGUCCCUGGACUAGAAAUCCAAGAGCAUAAAACGCUCCUCCGAGCUGCCGCAUCCGCUCCUGCCUGCGCUCACCCUCCGGUGGGAGCCGAGAGCGGUGGGAGCACACGGCUUAGCUGGGCUUUCCAAUUCCUGCAGGCAACGCCCAUGGUCCUGGACCGCACCUUCAAGACAACUUAGGGAGGUCUACUCUCUCCAGUUCCAAAAGAAAGUUUGGACAAAGUGAAUUUGGGGUGCAUUUGGGAGAUGGCAGCUGCUCCCUCUGCUUCCUCUGUGUCACCUCUCAGAAGUCCCCACCUCCAACCCUCUCCAACCUUCCCACACUGACACCCAGCUCCCAGUCCCUCUUUUUCUUUCUUUGGUCCCUAAGCCUCUCUGGGGUCAGGGAUGUUGGUCCUGUUCCCUUCUUUCAUUUUCCUUUCCAUCCCUGUCUGCUGAGCUGUCUCACCUGUUUCUACCUUCACCCCAUCGUCACCCCUCACCUCCCUUCUCUCCACCUCUAAACCUUUCUCUUUCAUUCCAUUUUAUCUACCAAAGUUCUUACUUGCACCCAUACCUCCAUCCACCUUCCCCUCCUUUUCUCCCUGAAAUUCUAACUAUGAAUUCUGAGCCUUCUUGGACUGCCACCCCCUCCCCUGGGGGCACCCUGCCUGUCCCCAAUGCUACCACACCGUGGCUAGGUAGGGAUGAAGAGCUAGCCAAGGUGGAGAUCGGUAUCCUAGCUACUGUCCUGGUUCUGGCCACAGGAGGCAACCUGGCUGUACUACUGACUCUGGGCCGCCAUGGCCACAAGCGCUCCCGCAUGCAUCUGUUCGUGCUGCACUUGGCCCUGACCGACCUGGGCGUGGCGCUUUUCCAGGUACUGCCUCAGCUGCUCUGGGACAUCACCUACCGCUUCCAGGGCUCUGACCUCCUCUGCCGGGCUGUCAAGUAUCUACAGGUGCUCAGCAUGUUCGCUUCCACUUACAUGCUGCUGGCCAUGACACUGGACCGGUACCUGGCUGUCUGUCACCCUCUUCGAAGCCUCCGGCAGCCCAGCCAGUCCACCUACCCUCUCAUUGCUGCUCCCUGGCUGCUGGCUGCCAUCCUCAGCCUCCCUCAAGUUUUCAUUUUUUCAUUGCGAGAGGUGAUCCAGGGCUCAGGGGUGCUGGACUGCUGGGCAGAUUUCUACUUUUCCUGGGGCCCGCGGGCCUACAUCACCUGGACCACCAUGGCUAUCUUUGUGCUGCCGGUGGCGGUGCUCACAGCUUGCUACGGCCUCAUCUGCCACGAGAUCUACAAGAACCUGAAAGUCAAGACCCAGGCUGGCAGGGAGGAGAGGAGGGGCUGGCGGACUUGGGAUAAGUCCUCAUCUUCUGCAGUUGCUACUGCAGCCACGAGGGGGCUGUCUUCCCGGGUCAGCAGCAUCAGUACCAUCUCCAGGGCAAAGAUCCGAACCGUGAAGAUGACCUUUGUCAUCGUGCUGGCCUACAUUGCUUGCUGGGCACCUUUCUUCAGUGUCCAGAUGUGGUCUGUGUGGGAUGAGAAUGCCCCCGAUGAAGAUUCUACCAAUGUGGCUUUCACCAUCUCCAUGCUUCUGGGCAACCUCAGCAGCUGCUGCAACCCCUGGAUCUACAUGGGCUUCAACAGCCGCCUGUUGCCACGUUCCCUGAGCCACCGUGCCUGCUGCACGGGCUCUAAGCCCCGAGUGCACAGGCAACUCUCCACCAGCAGCCUCACUAGCCGUCGCACCACGCUGCUGACCCACGCCUGUGGUCCCCCUACUCUCCGACUCAGCCUUAACCUCAGCCUCCGUGCAAAGCCCAGGCCUGCAGGCUCACUGAAGGAUUUAGAGCAGGUGGACGGGGAAGCCACUGUGGAGACCAGCAUCUUUUAGAGAAGAUUCUCUGGACUCUGGUUCUGCACAUCUCAGGCACCCGGAAUGUGGACUAGCCUGCUCAGGGAUGGUAGGAAGUGGAGCUUAGUUUGAGGCAGGGUGAAGAGGCCAGAAUGGCUGCCAUUACUCUAGUUGUCAAGGCAGCGCCUAGUGUAGGUAUGGACCACUCUCUCUCAAUUUUAGAUUGUUGGAAAUCAGAGCACUUGAUCCCCCAUUCUUGCCACAUUCCUGGAGUACCUAUAAAUAUACCCAACUGGUAGAUAUAGUGUUCUAGAUCUGGGACAGCCUAGAUGGCACUGCCAAUGCAGAGGUUCAUCUCACUACUUGGUUAACCGACCUGAUUCUAACCUCACAGUUGCAUCGCAGUGGAACAGGGAGAGGAGAGAAUAGAUUAUUAGAAAGGGGGAUGGAUAUGUGGGACUUCCAUCCAUGCCAACCUGUCUACAGAAAUGAGGUGGUCUGAUGGUGAUGUAGAACCUGAUACCUAGUAGGACUGUAGUAAAUGCUGUCCCUUCUCCUCAUCAGCCUCACCACAGGACAGGUUGUCUGGGAAUACACUGUUCAUUCUCAGUGGUGUGGCUCACUGCAGCUGAGAUAGGGAGAAAUGGGAGAGAGAAGAAGGAAUAAAAAUGGUUACAGUAAAGACCAGGAACAGGAGUAAGUUUGAAAGGCACAGGGCCAGCAUCUUCUCUCCCCCUCCUCCUGUGGACCCAGACUUCCUGUGGGGCAGUGUGGAACACUUCCUUUUUGA
Messenger RNA from Rattus rattus (black rat), 2668 nucleotides. It is a transcript of the gene Avpr1b, whose product is annotated as arginine vasopressin receptor 1B. The transcript is spliced from 3 exons. Gene Ontology annotation, molecular function: vasopressin receptor activity; peptide binding. Gene Ontology annotation, cellular component: membrane. The record is from RefSeq and is a predicted model, not a curated record. The coding region runs from base 640 to 1917 and encodes 425 amino acids. Gene Ontology annotation, biological process: positive regulation of vasoconstriction; G protein-coupled receptor signaling pathway; regulation of systemic arterial blood pressure by vasopressin. Lineage: Eukaryota; Metazoa; Chordata; Mammalia; Rodentia; Muridae.